Molecule: messenger RNA, 3222 nt
Organism: Bathycoccus prasinos
Lineage: Eukaryota; Viridiplantae; Chlorophyta; Mamiellophyceae; Mamiellales; Bathycoccaceae
Product: lipoprotein
Exons: 1
Coding region: 1-3222 (1073 amino acids)
Source: RefSeq, a predicted model, not a curated record
AUGGUUUCACCUUUCGUGUCCACGUUCUCGCACUCGGGGGAGCGAGUGCCCUUAAUCCACGACGCGAACAACAACAUUAAAAGCGACGAGGAAGAGGCAAAGAAUGACGACGCGAAGAUGAAGACCACCACUUUUACCACCGCGUUCGCUUUCGUCGCCUUUUUAUCGGCGUGCGCGUUCGCCGUUUCUUCCCUUCGGGGAAACAAAGGUUCGUCUGGUGUGUCUUUGCUCGGUUCGUCACAGUCGCAAUCGGCGAAGGAAACGAUCACGCUCGUCACCGGAUGCUCCCCGAGAGAUUUAAUCUACAGCUUAGAUUUCGACCCAAGCACGUGGACCGGGAAAGUCGGGGCGAAAUUAAUCACCUCGGGAAUGUCCAGCGAGUUUCUCUACGAAAAAGCUUUAGAUAUGACGGAAGUCGCGUGCGGCGUGUACAGCGCGGAAUACGCCAUGGCACCGAACGCGACGUUUGGGUUUUUCUUGUACCAAGUUGGAAAUUCGACGACGAAAUAUAUGUCCGAUAUUGGCGCGCAAGUUGAAAACGGGCCGAUUAAGCAAUCGGAGAUUGCCGCGCACGCGUGGGCGAACCAAAAUCAGGCGAGUUUGGAGAACCAUUUAGAUUCGAGCGGGACUUUAGAGCAAGGCGAGAUUACUGAUGCGGAGGAAGACGUGCAGUAUUCCGAUUUGGCCGCGUACAGAGCGGCCGUGGAAAGCGGACACGUUGACAAAAACGGACACUUGGUGACAGAAGCCGAUCCGGAGAACAUCAAGAUGGCGCCGCAGAUGCCGGCGGGAUACGGGCAAACCGAAUAUUACGAUUGGGGCGCGUGGUUGAAAUACAUCGUUCACGGGGUCGAACACGCUGAAAACCAAAUCGAAUGCGAUCCGAGCGCAAACACGUGCACGUUACAGCACUGCUCGAAGUGGCAGUGCACGGAUUACACUAAGCCGUGUCAAGAAGGCAUCACCGGUUGCACGCACCCGAAAGAUUUCAUGAGCGAGGCGAAAUUGGGAAGGUUAGGCACCGUGAAGAGGUACAAGAACCCGAAAUCGAUGCCAGCGAGAAGAGAAAAGAGGGAGUGGGCGCCAAAAGAGGUGAGAGAGUUGAAGAAGAAGAAGAAGAGUUCUUCAGAGACUGUUCCUUCCGCUUCUUCGUCGACUUUGAAGACUUUGAAAAAGCACGGCAUCGAGCAAGUCGGGGAGCGCGUCAUUUUAAAAUCCGCGCCUUCUUCGUCGACAAAGGCCACAAAGAAGUCACGCAGUCACUCAAAAACAAAAGUUGUCGUCGAUGAAUACGAGCAACCGUCAGAAGACAUCGUCGAAACGAUUGUUGAAGACAUCGCAGAAGACGUCAUCGUGCCAACUUCUAACGUCGCGGCGAGAGCUUUCCACUGGGACAAAUCCGCGGCUGGAAGUCGAUCCGUUCGAAGAGCGUUGCAAUCGUUUCCGUCGAUCAAGAACGGGAUGUUUUCGUACACUCCAGCGCACACGACGCAAUCAACGCCGCAGCUUGGUUUAGGUCGACUGUACCCGUCGAGUUUGAUCAACUACAUGGCUGAUUGUAAUACGAAGCAUUUGCACGUGACGAACAACGGCAACGCAAACGUGGAGUAUUACCCGAGAAUAAACGAUGUGUCAAACGCGGGUAGGGUGUACAUCUUUGGUGCGUGCUUCAACUCGCGCGAUCAGAACACGUGCGCGGUGCCGUCGGAUACGCAUCCGGCGGGGUGUAAAGACGCCACGGCAGGUUCGCAAACGAACACGAACACGGCGACGACGACUGGAAACACGCGAAAAGGCAACGCGGCUGAGCAAUCGACGGUGUCAACCGCUACCGAUAUUGAAGACGAAACGUUAACGAAUACGGAUGAAACCGGAGAUGCGUCGGCGGCGGCGGCGACGACGACCUCUAUCGCUUCGCAAUACACGCCAAUCACCAACGCGAACAUCCACGAAGCCGUGACUGAAUGCCUGGGUUACGAACCGCUCGCCGGUGAAUGUCCGCAGAGUCAAUAUGGCGUCAUGUCCGAUUGGGAUGUCUCUCGCGUGACGAACAUGGACCAAUUAUUCUACGACCCGCCACGCGUUGGCGGCGAUAAGAUGAAAUCGUUCGACGGUAUGCUCGGCGAUUGGGACGUGAGUUCCGUCACUUCGUUCGAGAAGAUGUUUAAAAACGCUAACGCGUUUAAAGGCACGAACUUGUACAACUGGGACGUCUCGUCGGCGACGAACAUGCACGGUAUGUUUGAACAUGCGGAAAGUUUUGUCGCGAGAAUUUCCGGGUGGAACGUCGGAAACGUCAAAACUAUGGCCACCAUGUUCCAAAACGCUUUGAGCUUCAACCAACCGCUGAAGGAUUGGGACGUUUCCUCCUGCAAAGAUUUCGCGCGGAUGUUUUCCGGCGUUUUCGAAAGCGGUUUCGCGCAAGACAUCUCUACGUGGAACACCAGAAACGACGCCAACAUGAACAAUAUCUUUUUCCACAACGAUGCGUACGCGGCGAAAUUUACGUGCGCGAACGCCGAUAGUGGGCCACCGAGUUCGUGCAAAGCAAAAUCGGUCUCAGAAAUGAUCGCCGCGGCGAUGGGUACGGACGAAGAGGACGGGAGAAAGUUCUCAAAAAAGCACUCUUCUUCGUCUAAACGCGGCACCACCAGUAGUAGUCAUAGCAGUAAGAAAGCGUCAUCAAAGUCGAAGAAAGGUAACGACGUCGAGUUCGUUCCGCAAGUCCAUUCCACCGCGGAUUCCGAGGCGGAGGAUAUGGUGAUGGAAGCGACUGAAGUCGCUCGAGGGGGGAAAUCUUUGUUCAACAAGUUCGGCUCGUUCUUCGGAAGUACCGGCGGUAAAAAAUCUGAAGAAAAAGACGACGAGUUGACGUACGCGGAUUACAACUCCGAAGAUUUAUACGGCGCGACUUCGCAAGAAUCCGAGGGUUUUGAUGCCACCUCCGAGGAAGCCGGAGGAGGAGAUCAAAACGUCCUCGACGGCGUCGUCGCGCGCGAAGAAGAAGAAACGAAAGAAGAGGAAGGUCAACUCGGCUCGGACGAGAACGAGGAAGAGGAAGAAGAAAACCUCGACGAGUGGGGAGAACCGCUGAACAAAUACGCCUCCGACCCUGUGAAGCCUAGAAUCAUCCGCCAAACCGGUCACGUGGACUUGUUCGGAACUUUAUCUUCUUCUUCUUCGGAGAAGAAGAAGACGAAGAAAGCGCUACACAAGCACUAA